Zygosaccharomyces rouxii is the source of this 1266-nucleotide messenger RNA. It is a transcript of the gene EMP47, whose product is annotated as Emp47p. Gene Ontology annotation, cellular component: Golgi membrane; endoplasmic reticulum-Golgi intermediate compartment; endoplasmic reticulum membrane. NCBI's taxonomy places the organism in Eukaryota, Fungi, Ascomycota, Saccharomycetes, Saccharomycetales, Saccharomycetaceae. Bases 1 to 1266 code for a protein of 421 amino acids. The transcript has a single exon. Gene Ontology annotation, molecular function: D-mannose binding. Gene Ontology annotation, biological process: Golgi organization; endoplasmic reticulum to Golgi vesicle-mediated transport; endoplasmic reticulum organization. The record is from RefSeq and is a predicted model, not a curated record.
AUGAAGUUAACCCACAUAGUGUCAAAUGCACUGUUAUUGAUUGGAUCAGUGGUUAAUGCACAUGGAUCAGAAUCUUCGAAAAAUGAUAAUGAAAAGUUGAAUGCAGAUAUAAGUUUACCAGAUUUGCUGUCGGUUAACAAAUUACCAUCUAAUUGGAUUGUAGGUGAAGAUGCAAACUUGGAACAAGGCCGUAUGGUCCUUACACCAAACAAAGCAUCUAAAGGUUCUUUAUGGCAACGAAAUAACUACAAAUUGAAAAAUGGAUUCACCGUAGAAUGGACAUUCAGAAGUGUGGAGUUUUCAGGUAAAUCCGAAGGUGGAUUGGCAUUUUGGAUCGUUAAUCCUGCAAGUUAUAAAAAUAAUGAUAAAAAGCUCUACGACGGUCCAUCGAAAUUUGAUGGGUUACAACUUUUAGUGGACAAUAACGGUAAAUUAGGUUCAUCUAUCAGUGCACAGUUUAGUGAUGGAUCUGUUGCUCUGAAGAAACAAGAUAUCUAUGAUAAAAGUUUUGCAUCUUGUUUGAUGGGGUAUCAACAAUCAUCAGUUCCAUCAACGGCACGUUUGACAUACAGUAGAGAAGAUGAUAAUUUAUUGAAAUUACAGAUCGACAAUAGAGUUUGUUUCCAAACUAGAAAAGCUCAAUUUCCUCAAGGUGAUUAUAUGAUCGGUGUUACUGCUGAUAACGCACAGACAACGGAAUCUUUUGAAAUUUUAAAGAUGCAGUUCUACGAUGGGGUGAUUCAAGAUUCAUUGAUCCCCAACGUACAUUCGAUGGCACAACCAAGAGUCUAUACUAAAGUUGUUGAUAAAAAUACUGGACAAGAAACCUUGUUAGAAAAGGAAGCCUUCGAUGCUCAGAGUGACAAAUUUUCCAAUUACGAUUUGUUCAAAAAAUUGGAUAGACUUGAGGGUAAAGUUUUGGCCAACGAUAUCGUUUCAUUGGACAAGAAAUUAGACGAAAUCUUAAGUGUUCAAGAGGAACUGAUUAAAUAUGUGGCUCAAUUGGUAAUGCAAAAGCAAGAUUCUGAAGGUGGCAGUGAAAAUUUUGCUGAUUUUAUAUCGAUGAAUGAAAAAUUGGAGAAAAUGUUAAGAGAACAGGAAAAGGUUAGAGAGACAACUAGAUCAUCCAGUCAGGCUGGUCCUCAUGUUGAUGAAAUAGCAAGUAAAUUGGCAGUUUGGUUAUUACCACUCAUGGUGAUCAUGCUAAUUAUGGCUUACUACACUUUUAGAAUUAGACAAGAGAUUGUCAAGACUAAAUUGCUAUGA